Molecule: messenger RNA, 1731 nt
Organism: Caenorhabditis remanei
Lineage: Eukaryota; Metazoa; Nematoda; Chromadorea; Rhabditida; Rhabditidae
Exons: 13
Coding region: 1-1731 (576 amino acids)
Molecular function (GO): protein binding
Source: RefSeq, a predicted model, not a curated record
AUGACCCGUUUACAGGACCCAUCGAACGCUCUCCUUUCGUACACACAGAAAGGAAUUGACUUUUUCGAAAAAAUCGGUCAAUUUUCAAAAGAAAAAGCGGCUAUUGAGGAAGAGUAUUCAACAAAACUAAAAAACCUUGCGAAAAAAUAUGCGAAAAAGUCCGAAGAGGAAGAUGAGGUAUUGAAAAGCGUGAGUUACAUAAACUCCUUCAACUCAUAUCUCCAACAGCUUGAUCAAAUUGCAGGAAAACAUCACGCAGCUGCAGAAAGCACCCGAGAAGAUAUCGUGUCAUACGUUUCGUCGAAAACGUGUCAGCUAAGAAGCUCGCGCAAAAAUGCAAUAAAUGAUCUCAAAACAAUCAAUGAUAUUCUUGAAGAUCAAAUAAACGAAAUGUGGAAGUCUGGAAAAUUCUACUCAAAGUCUUACAAAGAAGCAGAAAAUGCUUAUCAGAAGUUCUACAAAGCGGAUAAAAAUCUCGAAAUAUCUCGGCUUGAGCUCGAGAAAGCGAGAACACAUGCAAACACGCGAAAUGAGAUUUGUGAGAAAUCGAAGAAUGACUAUUCUCGCACAGUAUCCAACACGAAUUUAGAGCAAAAGAAGUAUCACGAUGAACUGCUACCCGUCAUAUUUUCAAGAUUGAAAGAAGUAGAUAAAGAAUGUAUUGGUGACAUGAGACAUGUACUUCAAAAAUUGAUUACUGUUGAUGAAUGCCUGGCAGAAGGAAUUGGAAAUUGUCGGCUAAAAAUGCAGAAUAGUAUUAAUCGUAUUGAUUCCGAAGCUGAUGCGCAGCUUGUUCUCGAUUCUGUUGAGGCAACAAUAGAAAAACCAACUUCAUUUGAUAUCGAAGAUCUUGGUGAUCCAAAAGAUUGUGAUAGCCGGGCAAGCGAUUCUAUCGAUGGGAAGCAGCGUGUCGAGGUAGCCAUAUCAUCGUAUCAUGUCCUGAAAAGUCCAAACAAGAAAAAAAUAAUUCGAAAUUUUCUGGGUAUGAGGGAAAAGGAGUCAGAAGUACCCAGAGAGUCAGAAUCUCCAAAAGAAGCAUAUACGGAUAACUCCAAGCCUCCUCAAGUGCGGCUCUCUUGUCUCCGCUCUAAAAUUAAAAACAUGGAAAAACAACUGGAACAGGCUGUUCAAGGGAGGGAAGGUAUGCCGACCGAAAGAUCUUUCGGAGGAAGAGACACACCAGACACAACGAGAAGCGUUUCAGGAUGUUCCACAAAUUUAUCAUCUUUGAGAACUCAUGAAGACGGAAUAAGUGGAGAAAAAGGAAUGUCAUCAGGAGACGACUCGGCAAAACAAAUACUUCGCCAGUUUCUGUCCUCCCCGAAACGACUCCUGUCUUCACCAAGAACUCCCAAAAGUGGCCAAAAACCUAUUUCAACUACACCGAUCCGUCGAAAAAAUGAUAUCUCUUCGCCAGUUUUGAGAUCUUCGUUUUCUGGAGUCAUAAGAAAAACGCCAGUAUCGAAUUCAGUUAUUUCAUCACCACACCGAUCCGUUUCUUCUCCCAUGAAAAUUGACAAAUCAGAAAUGCUCGUAACGGUUCUUUUCAAAUUCGAGACGUCAUCUGCUGAGACAAUGUCUAUCUCACCAGGUGAAGAACUUUAUAUUCAAGAAGGAGACAAUGGAGAUGGAUGGACAAGAGCUAGAAAGAAGAAAGGACAAGAAGUUGGAUUUGUUCCAACCUCAUAUCUCCAAUUUCCCGGAUUAUCUACAGCAAUCACUCCUCCGUAA